This is a messenger RNA of Apis laboriosa (Himalayan honeybee), 10683 nucleotides long. RefSeq names its product sestrin-1 (gene Sesn). Gene Ontology annotation, cellular component: nucleus. Bases 1013 to 3859 code for a protein of 948 amino acids. NCBI's taxonomy places the organism in Eukaryota, Metazoa, Arthropoda, Insecta, Hymenoptera, Apidae. Gene Ontology annotation, molecular function: oxidoreductase activity, acting on peroxide as acceptor; L-leucine binding. The transcript has 12 exons. The record is from RefSeq and is a predicted model, not a curated record. Gene Ontology annotation, biological process: cellular response to leucine starvation; regulation of response to reactive oxygen species; positive regulation of macroautophagy.
AACAUUAAAAAUAUUAAAAUGAAAUUUUAUAUUCACUGAUUUUCAUCUUUUAUUAAAUAAUAAAUAAAAUCGCUAUAGAUACAUUGUUACUACAAGACUUGCUAUAAUUUAGUCUAUUGAUCUUGUUGCUAAGUGAUCCAAGCGCGGUUCUUUCAAAUUACAUAUUGUUUCAUGGCAGUGACAUCAGAUGGCGACACGUAUGCGGUCGUCAAAAAGUGACAGCUCGAACUGUCAGCGGUAUGCAUACCGCCGCGUUUCUGCUGCAAAUAAGCACUUUAUAACGGAUCGAAACGACGGCUAAACCUUUUCGUGAAGCCUUCCGCUGUUUUAAAAGUCGAAACGAUUCAUGAAAGAAAGAUUAACGGUGUAAAACGUGAGACAGUGCGCGAAACGGUGGGUGUGCACGCAAAAGAGAACGGCUUGCCGGCUCGGCCAGUCUACUGGAAGAUUCCAUUGUGAGUGGGCUUUCAAAAAGUUUUAUCUCCAAAAAUCCAGUGUUUUCGUGCGUUUCAUCGUUCGCCUAUAGAUGAAAGUUGAAUGUCAGACGUCCAAUGGAUUAACGUCGCGACGUGGCGGUGAACAGGAGAGGCAAAGGACAAUCCCGUUCCAAUUUGGAAUUUCGAAGACGUUUCAGCGUUAGGAAUCGUUCGUAACGAUCUUUGUUACACGGUGUUAAUCGCGGAAGCUCAAGAGCCCGAACGAGCGAGGACAAAACGAGAAAAUCCGAGGGAAACUACUCGACUAACACCGAGUCACCCUUGUAUCAUAAGCAGAUUAGAUUAGAUUAAAUUAAAUACCGAACGCUUCUCGCUCUCGUCGUUAGAAUCACGACGAACGAACUUGUACAUCGUAUAUAUAUAUAUACGUGGUGUAGCCUGAGGUACGGCCAUAAACAGAGAGAGAGAAAAAGAGAUAGAGAGAGAAAGAAUUGAAGUGAUACAUUUAAAUAUAUAUAUAUAUAAAAUAUAAAUAUACAUACACGAGUAAAAUCAAGAAGGGAAAUUAAGACGAGAUGUACAGAGAUCCGAACAGUUCCUCGGGAAGCGGCACCUCCACAAAGGACGACGAGGUCGAGAUCGUUAGCAGAUUUUUGGCGCCUUUGUGCGCGAGAGAUGAAGCUGCCAGAAACAUCGCCUUGGCGGCGGCCAGGAACACGGUCGAGGGAUGGCUCGGAGGGGUUGGUAGUCCGAAUCAUUCGGACGACACCGGUGAGAUGGAGAAUUCGGAGAAUCUGGGGGGGAAGUUCAAGAGCCAGGAUGGAAGAUACGACAUGAACAUGGAGCGAUCACCGACCAAGUCGGCACCGAAGAACGUCCAGCCUCCUCUCCAGCAGGCUCUGCUUCAAGACACGUUCAGGACGGAGGGUUUCUUUCCUCAGAGCGUCACCGAGAAUCCCGCAUUCCUCGAAGAUACCAGCCUCGACUGUUCCGAGAGAUAUCCGUCGGGCUCGUUCGAUUGCGUGGACGGGCGUCUUGGAAACGAAACGGGCUACGGUACACCGAACGAGAGGCGAAGAUACGUGGCCGACGUGGACAGUUACAGGUCCGGCCACUCGACGUCCUCCGACGAGGGGAAAGGUUUCAAGAUCGAUUCUCAGGACAGGUGUCUAAGGUUUAAGGACACGUCGGAGGCGCGAUUCGGGUCGAGCAGCGAGAGCGAGAGGAAAUACCUCGGCUCGUCCUCGAGCGAGAGAUUGAACGAGGCGUGUCUGGAGGAUAGGCCCAGAGCGAAGAACUACGUGAAGGUGAAAGGCGCGAAGCAGAAGCAGCUCGAGGAUGACGAGCUUGACUCAGAUAUAAGGAUAUACGGGAAGAGCCCGAAAUUCGACGAGAACUUGGGCGCGAAUUUCGACCGGAGGAAUUUGAACUUCCGCCCGAAGGGCGACAUCCUGCCGCGGGAACGACUCUGUUACGACAGUGUGGACGAUGUCUCUUUCGACGAGACCGAGAUGACGAUCAGGAACCGGGACGGGGUUGUGUUCAACACUCUGGACGGUUUCGAGAACGAGAACGCCAAUGAGAUAUAUCACAGGCAGGACGACAAUCGUGCGGAGGACACGAAGUUGAAGAACUUCGAGAUCUAUCAGGAUGAGACGUUGGACGAUGGCAGGCUUCGUUCCGCUCGUGUCGAGUUGCCGCAAGAUUAUUUGAGGAAAAACGAGGAACGGAAGUUCAGCGCUGGACAGAUCAAGAGACCACUCUCCCAGGACGAAGAUGUCUCUUCGAAGAGUGGCAGGGUGUUGGAGAGUCCUGACGUCACGCCCGGGGAUGUUGGUAGGAUGCUUAAUCUGGGAAAUGCUCUGGAUGGGCCGAGGCAAGCCCAGGCGAAUAAGUAUUUGAGCCUGGUGACGUUGCAUCUACCGGUGAUAUUGAGGCUUAGCGUGAACUGCCCCUUCCAGAAUGUUAGGAUCAAGUGUGCGGAGAUUCUGGAGAUGGUUAAGGAUAGAGGACUUCCAGUACCAGUGCCAGCUUUCGAUGGACCUAGUGCCUUCGUCCCUACGUCCGAGUUGCCAGAUUUGAACAAUCUUGAUGAAAAGACUCAUAUUCUGUUGAUGGAUGCGUUCCUCCAGAACAACAGGCUGGAUCAUGUCUCCAGGGUGAUGGCCUCGCAUCCCUCGUACUUGGAGCAUUUUCUCCGCACCCAACAUUUCAUCCUGAGGGGUGACGGACCGCUUCCUUACGACUACAGGCAUCUCAUCGCCAUUAUGGCUGCUGGUAGACAUCAAUGCAGCUAUUUAAUAAACCUGCAGAAAGGAGAGUUCAUCCUCCAAGGCGGUGAUCCAUCUUGGCUUCGUGGUCUGAAGUCGAUCCCGGGAAAACUACAAGAUCUCUAUGAGAUUAACAAGAUUUUAGCUCAUAGGCCGUGGUUGCUGAACAAAACGCACAUAGAGAAGUUGACCAAAGGCGCGGACAGUUGGUCCUUGGCCGAGGUCGUUCACGCGAUAGUUCUUCUGGCCCACUUCCACUCCCUUUCGUCUUUCGUCUUUUCCUGCGGUAUUAACGAAGAGCUGGACAACGUAGCCGGUCACCAUUACAAAGAGAACGUCCAGGAUAAUAGCAAUAACGUACCAACUGCCAAAGACAAACUUUCCAGUAGUCCCAAGAAGAUCCCCAAUGGCGACGGCAAGACUGAAAACAUGCCAUCGCCGCCAUCCUCGCCGAGCAUAGUAGGUGAACAGGAGGUCGGCGUGGAGGCGCUCAUGGAACGUAUGAAACGCCUUUCCGAGAAAUCGGAGUCGUACCAGAUCACGCAAGAGGAACUGUCGAAGAGAUUCGAGACCGUGGAGACCCAGUCCGCCGAGUUGGCAGCCGCGCCUCAGAGGAGUAGUUCGGUCCUCGACUCUGACAUCGGUCAUUUCAUCGAAGAUCCUACCUUCAUCUAUCAGGAUUUCGCCAAGCGUGGCCAAUUGAGCGACAUACCCACGUUCCGCGUGCAAGACUACUCAUGGGACGAUCAUGGUUAUUCAUUGGUGAACCGUCUCUACAACGACGUCGGUAAUCUGCUCGACGACAAAUUCAAAACGGCGUACAAUCUCACCUAUUACACGAUGGGCACGCACAGCAAGGUGGACACGUCCCGUUUCAGACGGGCGAUCUGGAAUUACAUUCAGUGCAUGUUCGGUAUCAGGCACGACGAUUACGAUUACAACGAGGUUAACCAGCUCCUCGAGCGCAGUCUGAAGACGUUCAUCAAGAGCGCCGUUUGUUACCCUGAACGCGUGACCAAAAGGGAUUACGAUCGCGUGAUGAGGGAAUUCAAGCACAGCGAGAAGGUCCACGUGAACCUGAUGAUCCUGGAGGCACGAAUGCAAGCCGAGCUAUUGUACGCGCUUCGCGCCGUGAUGCGAUAUAUGACCUAAGCGAAGCAUCGUCGCCUAAGCUCCUUCGUCUACUUGCUGUCUGUCAGUUUGUCGUCGGUUUAUUUUAUCGUGUAACUCGCGCCACGGAUAUUCGCGAGUCGUCUUUGCGGAUUCUGCACACGGCACAGAAAGGAACGAGCGAACGCGACACCGAUUCUCAUAUAUUCAGUAUAUUAAAAGAAUCUAUCUUCACCACACGUACCCAUCAUCUACACACAAUUAUCUUUAUCCAUCCAUAUAAGAGGAGAGAGGAGCUCAAGUUAUGAUGUAUACUCACACGUACACACGCGUAUGUACAACAAAACAAACACGUACAAACGCAUACACACACACACACACACACACACGUAUAGAGAAAGAGAGGGGAAAAGCGGCCCAAGUUGUCCAUUGUGAAAGAUCGUUUGCAGGGUGUCCGCCGUUUGCUCGUAACUUUAAACGACCGAGAAUUCUUUGAUGAGUCAGUGCUGAAUCUGGAAGAAGCAAUCGAAACGAGAGGGAAAAUCGCGGGACGCGUGGAAGAAGAGAGAAAAAUUAGACGCGAUAUGCGUCGUAUAUACACCGACGAAUGUUGAUCGAUCACGGCAACAAGAAAAAAAAAAAAAAAGAAUAAUUAUCACCCAUCCUUGAAUCGAUGGUAGGCUAUCGAUGGUUUCGUCUCUGAUGGAUCGUUCGAGGCGCAUCAUUCGACAGCUGUCUUAUUGUAUUUGGCGCGCAACCGUUUCUACUUCCGGGAACGCGGAUGCGCUUUUUUUUUUCCGCACGGUUUACUUUUCGAAUUUUUUGAAAACCCCUGAUCUGGGGUGGAGAGAAGAGGAUACCUGGGAGAAAAAAAGAGAAACCGAAACAUUGAACAGACAAGCACAGAAGAGGAGAGAAAGAGAGAGAGAGAGAGAGAGAGAGAGAAAGAGAGAGAGAAAGGUUUAUCAUUUGUUUUGUAAAUAGACACUCGUAUUUUUCUAUGUUCGCGAAGAAUAUCUUGUGUAGUAGAUUGUUAUUUGCGCGUUUCGUUAUAUCGUUUCAGAUCUGUUGAAGCUUUUACCCCUUACCCCGACCAUAGCAAUCUUUUGAUAGAGUUGGAAAUAUCUAGACGCUUUUCGACGAUGUACCUUCCCGCUUUCCGUUUUACAACACUCGCACACGUGUACCAUAGAAGAUAUAGUGAUUAUUGCAGUAUGUGCGCGAUUCCUCCUUUUUUUUUUUAUGCGCCUUUUUCUAUGUUUCAUUUUCCUUUUUCUAUGUUUUAUUACUAACUAACGCGUUUAGAGGGCGAAACAUGAAGUUUGGGAUAAAGGGGAAAGGGAGAGAAGUGCGGGUGUCCGUCUUUCUUCGCGGUACUUUGUAUAUCGAGACGAUUUGCUGAUACGGCACUGCAAUUAAUCGUAAGGAUAAAUUAAGAAAUGUAUUAGUACACUAUGUUUCAAAUUAUGGGAAUGGCCAAAUUGUCGAACGGGUCUCGUCGUUCAUCGCCGUCCUCGUCCGAUUUGUCCGGUCAGACAGCGCGACACGUGCGAGAGACGAGGAUGAAAUGCGGCGAGGAGAAGCGAGAAUGCAAAUGGAAGGAAAAAAAAGAAAAAAAAAAAAAAAAGAAAGAAAGGAAAAGGAACAGUUUGUCUUUCGCGCUAUGGCCGCGUUUCGCGCUGUACAUAUUAUAUAUGUUUUAACCUCGUUUAAUUUCAUUGACUAUCGUAUAACGAGAAAGCUAUAAUAUAAAAAAAAAAAAAAAAAAAAAAAAAAUGACAAAAAAGUGUACCUUCGUUUUCGUCGUAUUCGUGUGUGUCGAGAAGCACAGGUGUGAUAAAAACGAAGUCUUUAGAUCGUAGGACGAUCUGCGCGCGAGCGCAUGUGCGGCCCCGAGGCGCGGUUAAUUUCAAAUCGUCGCAGUUUGGCGGGCCGCUGGGAUGCGCGCAUGCGCAGAGACAAGCAAUGCCUAUCGGCUGUGUUUAUUUACGAUGGAUCAUGGCGCUACUGUCACCAACCCAGAAAUAUUGCGACAAUGUAUCAUUCUCGAGCGAAAAAUCGAGCGAAGAAGAUGAAGAAGAAGAAAAAGAAGAUAAAGAGGGAGAAAACAAGUACAUAGUAGGAGGCGCGUGAGUCGCGCGCGCUGUACCAAACAUUUCAAACAAAAUUUCUUCGUCCCUUUUUGUCCGAAGGCCAGGCGUCUUUCGACGAGCUUAAAACGUGCGGCUAAACUUGCUCACGUGGUCGCGCGUUCAAUCUUUUUGGUAUAACGAUGGUACAGCGUUCGCGAGUCGAAUCGAUUUUUAAACGACGUAAAAGAAAGAAAUAAAUGGCAUGGACCAAGCGAAGGGGCGAACGAUCGUGAACAAACAAAUAAAAAAAAAAAAAAAAGAAAUAAGAGAACGAAGACUCGAAACGAUUGUCCGUUUACGCGCGUGCGUUUUAUCAACGAAUUUUCAUGCCUUUCGCGUAACGUUGUUUUAUCAUAACGACGUAGGAAGCUCGUAGGAAAAGAAGACAAAGCGAAGAGAACAAGAGAAACAUUUAAUAAGAAUAAAUAUGUUCGCCCCUUCUGAUCAUCAAAAAAUGGUUAGAAAAAAAAAAAAAAAUAUUAGAACGUACGCGCGGCAUUAAUGUGCGAGAAGAAGGACAGAGAGGCUGUUUAAACAAAUCAAAUCCAUAUUAAGUCGUUAAGGUAUACACGGAAGAGAACGUGUGGCACAAAAAGAAAAAAAAAAAAAUGAAGUAGAAUGGAAAAAGAAAUAAGCAAACUCUAUACACGCGAAUUACACGUGUCUGUGAUCGCAUAUUAUAUAUAUAUAAAAUAGAUGUAUAACACAUAUAUGCAUUAUCGAGAUGAGAAACAAAAAAAAAGGGCUGAUAUAUAUUAUAUAUAUGAAUAUUAUAUAUAUACAUAUAUAUAUAUUUGUAUGUACGCAUGCGUACAUACGAAAGCGUCUAUACGUUUUACGAAAAAAAAAAGAGAGAGGAGUGGAGCGCGCGUGAUUGUAUUAUCGAUAUUUGCACGAAAGAGAGCAAGAAGGGAGAGCAAAACGACAAAAAGAUAAAAAAAAAAAAAAGAAAAAAAAAAGAAAAAAACAUCUGAGAUAUACGUGUAGCGUUUGUAAAUUAACGGUGUCUCUUUAAUUAUGUAAUUGUGUAUAUGCGCGCUCUGAAAAUUAUCGUAUAUAUGAUUCGGAGUAAUUGCGUUUCUAUGGAAGAGUGUUGGUCGCAUGUUUCUCUCGAUCGCAUAUUGGCCGAGAAGUUAACGCGAAAUCGAUUCGAUAUCUGUCCAAUCUGUAGAUUUAAACGCUCGUUUAAGGGAAACAAAUUUUUUUUUUCUUUGUAAAUCUCGUGGAGUUGUGCAGCGACCGAUUCGCGAUCGAGAGAGGAAAAGAGGUGGAGGAGGACAGCUGGAUCCGACGGUAUUAAGAGAAAUUAAUUAAUUACGAUUGAAGCAGCGAACAAGCACACACACACACACACACACACACACACACACACACACACACACACACACACACACACCUUUAGACUUUUCGACCAACAGCGACGCGUUUUCAACAACGUCCCCACAUAUCACUUGAAAAGUUUAAUCAAAGAGCGAGUCUCGCGAGCGUCGAUCGUUUUUUAGAAACGAUCUUUUAGACGUAGACGGGAUUAGAGAUGGCGCCAUCGAGCGUUUUCUUCGUUCGUUCUUCGCUGUAUACGUUAUUCUUCGUUCAUCGUUUCGAGAAGAUUUUUUUUAGAGAAAUUGUCAAAUAAUUUUCAAGAUGUGUACACCUCAAUGUUUCAUUUAACGAAUAUCGAAAUAUUUCUUGAGGGGUGACAAUCUCUGUAAGAAAUCUUUAAGAUUCGAUAGAUUCUUAUAAAUCUACAAAAAGAAAAAAAAAAAGAAGUCGUUUGAUUAGUCAUGCCGUAGCACACGAGCGAACGAAACCACGAGGGAAAAUGACGAGUUACUCUAUUACAGUAUUCAACGUUUCUUUGACGAUUCAUUUAUCUCUACAAUUCUCUUUCUCUCUCUUUCUCUUCUUUUUCAUUUUUUUCUCCUUGUCUUCACCGCAUUCUUCCGUACUUUUCUCUUUAUCCCCUUCGAUUAAUUAUUCUUUUCUUUCACGUAAUGAUCGAACACACGUGAUAUACACAUAGCGUACACACAGAUAUAUAUAUAUACACAAUGGAUUGCCUGUGAAUGAUUAGAGAACGCAGAGAGAGAUUAAUCGUUUACAGAGCCGCUACUCUUGACGCGAAUAACUUUCGGUUCUUUCUCUUCUUCUCGGUUUUGCAUAUUUCAGAAGAAAAACAGGGAAAAUUCGAUAUGUAUUCCUUCUCGAACGUUUGUCGAGAAUUGUGUUCGUAUUUAAUAAUGUUUUUUUAUAAUGCGAUAUUUAAAAAAGAAAAUUAUUUAAACGCGCAUAUAUGUAUAUAAUAUUUAAUGUAUUCCUUUUAUUUUUUAUCGAUUCAGCGCGUCGACACGGCGUGUAAACGGUUAAGAAAGAAGCGAGGAAAAUUUUGAAAAAAAGCAAAGGAAAGGGAUAGAUCUCUCUGACCAAAGAUAAUUUUUUCGCUAUCGAGGCUUGUCGAGGCAACCUUUUUAUUCGAUCAUCAUCCGUUUUUUUUGUACACUAAUUUUCAUCGAAAAAUCGUAUUCCUCAUCGUAUUUUAUUCACCGUCUUUUGAAAGUAAAAAAGAAAGAUUCGUCUUUGAGCUAAAUACCUCACUUUCUUCUCCAUUCCAUCUUUCUUUAUAUACAUUUAUAUAUAUAUAUAUAUAUUUCUCUCUUGUUUCUUCUUAUUUGCCCGCCUUUCUCUUUCUCUCUUUCUUCGCAUAGUAGCUCGUUUACAUUCAACUCGUUUAUAAAUUGUAAAAACAAAAAUAUUUGUGAAUCGUAAAAAAAAAAAAAAAAAAAAAAAAGCGGAGAGAACUCGACGGAGAGAACGCCUCGAGGCGAUAUGAGAGGAAUUAAAAGAGUUUUGCGAUGUUCGCGGCACGAAUCGACGUCCGUAAUGAUCUCAUGAAGUAAAUAAGCAUUCUAAUAGUUUGGGGGGAGAGAAAGAGAGAGAGAGAGAGAGAGAGAGAGAGAGAGAGAGAGAGNAGAGAGAGAAAGAGAGAGAGAGAAAGAGAGGAGCGAGAAACGAAGCUCCACGCUUGUUAGAUUUAGAGAGAAAGAAGGAAAUUGUCGUUUUAUUAGCGAGAAAUGGGGAGAAGGAAGAAGGUUGGGCGAGGAGAUAACGAUCUUCAUUGAUAAUUUUCUUUUUAUUUCUCCCUCUCCGAUCUUUUGGCGCGAUUCUCUCUCGCCAAUAUGACGGCGGCGUGUAUUUUUACCAUUUAUUUCUCUACUAUUUUUUAUUUUAAGCUAAGGAAACCUGGAUGGAGACUCGAAAUAGUUUUUUCGGUUUCCCCGGUUUUACGCGUUUUAUUUUAAAAUAAGGAACGGCGAGAGGAUCGCGUCACAAGAAUGGGAUUUAGAAGUUUGACGCCUCGAUUUAAAAAGGGAAAAAAAAAAAAAAGACAGCGCAAAGAAUGAUAAAAUAAAAAAAAAUUGUGGAGGUGGACGAGGAAAAGAGAAAAAUGAAAAAAAAAAAAAAUAAAGACUCGGAGAGUAUUCGAUCGAAAAGUAAGAGCGAGGUAUUUGCAAGAUUAGAUACAACACCACAUACAUACAUAACACGCGUUAUAUGUGUAUCGCUUCCUUGCUUUCUUCUUAAUUAUUUAAUAAUUAAUUUUAAUAAUAAUAAUUAUUUUAUUUCGUUUCAUUCUCUUUUUUUUCCUUUUUUUUUUUUUUUUUUUUUUUUUUUUUUUUUUUUCUUAAAAUUUCGACGAUAGAUCGACAGGCUCACACACUCAAACACACUCACACACAUCUUAUAUAGAGAGAACGUGUAUUUUUCGGGAAAAUCUACCCAUUCAUCAAAUCGCGUGUUCGCAUUGCGAGCUCGAGCCACCUCCGAAAGUCACAAAAAAAAAGUAAUAAUAAAAAUAAAAUAAACAUGCAUAUUACAAUAGAAAAAGGUGAAAAUCGUAUAAAAAGAAAAUAAAAAAAAAAUAAAUAAAUAAAAAAAAAUAUUAAAAAAAAAGAAAAAUAAUGGAACAACAUUUACAUGCCACCGUGUCGAGUAUGAUCGUGUGAUAAUUACAAGUGAUUUGACUAGACCCUUCCAAAUGGAUUCAGUCGGUUAUAUUAUUAUUAUUGUAUCGUCGUCGAGAGAAGUAGGCACGCUUGUGUGUCAGCUCGAAUCCGCCCGAAUCUGCCGUAACUCCUAUUUUCGAUAUUUCAUUUAUAUAUAUAUAUAUUUUUUCUUCGUUUCUUCUUUUUAUCUUCUUUUAAUCUUUUAUAGCUCGCUCGAAUACAAAGAUUCUUCCUCAAAUCCCCAAAGAAAAACUCGCGAGAAUUCCAAUCGCGCGACUCCGCCUGUAACAUCACAGUCACGUUGAUUCGAUUAAGCGACGCGGUCGACGCCUAAUCUUAUCAUAGACCGUGGCGUGAGUCGCCUAAAUUCCUCGCUUCGAGGCUCACGAUGGAAUUAUUUCGAGGAUAAAAAGAGCGUUUCGAGAUUUCUUUAGCUUCCGUCAAUGUAAUACAAAUCUAUUUUGAUGUUUUGAUUGAAAAGAUAUUGUUAAAAGAUUUCGAAAAUUUCGAAGAAAAGGAAAAAAGAGAAGGAGGGAUGAGAGAUGGUACUGCGAAUCGAGCUGACAACUAGCUGUGAAAGUGUUAAGUAUGUGGAGGGUCGUAUGUGAUGUGAUUUCUUUUAUAUCAUAACGAAUGAUGAACACUAAGAAAUGUUAUAGUUUCAUAUAAGUGAUAUGUUAUUUGUCAUUUAUUUUAUCCCUUAAUAAAUGAUGUUAUAUAAAAAAAAAAAAAA